Molecule: messenger RNA, 1344 nt
Organism: Angiostrongylus costaricensis
Lineage: Eukaryota; Metazoa; Nematoda; Chromadorea; Rhabditida; Metastrongylidae
Source: the annotation of a GenBank genome assembly
UCUCACCCAUUCGUUAUGAUUUGUGACUUUAAGGCAAUAAAAGAUACGUUCAUCAAGAAUGGAGAAGCAUAUGCAGGAGCAUUUCAAUUCCAAGCUAUGAAAGAAUAUAGAGGAGGCGAGUACGGUGUUGUUGAAACUACUGGUCAGUUGUGGCACGAACAUAGAAGGUUUGCCCUCCAUGUGCUGAAAAGCUUAGGUCUCAGUAAGAACACUAUGGAAAGACGAAUUCUUGCUGAAGUAGAGGCGAUGAGCGAGACGUUACAUGCUAUGGAAGGGGAAGAAAUUGAAAUGCAGGACGUCUUCGAUGUUGGGGUUGGAUCGGUGAUCAAUCAAUUGCUGUUUGGCUAUCGUUUCGACGCAGACAAUCUUGGAGAGUUCCGUGAACUAAGAGCGAUGAAGUCUCGACAAAUGGAAGGCUUUUCACACACUUCGGUUGCUAUCUUGUUUAUGUACCCUUGGAUGAAGAGUCUGCCAUAUUUCAACAGAAUGUGGAACAGGUCUGCUGCUCUUUUAAAAUCUGUCUUAAAACAAAGCGGAAAAUUGUUUCAACCCAUUACAUCGCGCUUUACCGGUAAAGUGUCUUGUAUUCUUGCAAUGCUUUUGGAUUCGUUCGACGACGGUCACACUGCCGUCCUUCAUCCAUCAUGUUAUAUACCCCACCAAAAAUCAUACGAGAAACAGGUGGUUCUCUGCCGCGAUGCUGUCUUUUCGUUCUUCGAUCGACAGAUCGAUGUCCACCGAAAGCAUAUCGACUAUGACGCUGAAGAAUCGAAUGACUACGUCGAAGCGUUUUUAAAGGAGAAGAGGCGCCGUGAGACAAACGGCUACACUGAAUCGUUCAGCAAUGUACAGCUGCAAAAUAUGUGCUAUGACCUGUGGUCCGCUGGAAUGGAGACCACAUCUAACACCCUAUCAUGGGGUGUAGUUUAUCUGCUAAGUAAUUUGGACGUUCAGUUAAGUGUUAUCUUACUUGAAAUCCAACGUAUGGCGAACUUACUGCCAACGAAUCUGCCCCAUGAGACUCUAUGUCCAGUACAAGUGGGAAAGUGGAGUCUUCCAGCGCAUACAGGAGUCAUCGCACAGAUCAGCAACGUGCUUUAUGAUAAUGAAGUAUUUCCCUCUCCACUUACUUUCGAUCCGACCAGGUUUAUUGAUGAAGAUGGAAGAUCGAAAAAGGUGGAAGAACUGAUACCAUUUUCAAUCGGGAAACGACAGUGCCUUGGAGAAGGACUAGCGAGGACGGAGCUAUUCCUAUUUAUUGCUAACCUUUUCAAUAGAUUUGAGGUGCAGGAAGUUCUCUUCUUAUUGCUUUUAUCGAGUAAUAAAGCAGAUAUCACCUUUUAA